Messenger RNA from Rhea pennata, 2102 nucleotides. RefSeq names its product mitochondrial fission factor (gene MFF). Gene Ontology annotation, biological process: positive regulation of mitochondrial fission. NCBI's taxonomy places the organism in Eukaryota, Metazoa, Chordata, Aves, Rheiformes, Rheidae. The coding region runs from base 392 to 1384 and encodes 330 amino acids. Gene Ontology annotation, cellular component: mitochondrial outer membrane; peroxisome. The transcript has 11 exons. The record is from RefSeq and is a predicted model, not a curated record.
UGUCCCGCACCGUUUCCCGUGUUUUUCUAUUAAGCAAAAGGUGUUUUGCGUUAAUGCGUCCAGCUGGAGUUUCUGGUAGACUUGAGAGCAUCAGAGGGACUGUUCACCUUGUUCACCUGUUUUUUCCGUGUUUCUUCUAUGCUUUGCAAUCUUAGAAGUUUUAUGAUUUAUGAUUGUUUAUAUAGUAGAUUUUUUUGUUUGUUUGUUUUGGUAUGUGCAGCCCUUGUGCUAAGUCGCUGUCUCUAGACACCAGCCCAAGGAGCCCUUUGUAGCUUACGCGCCCUUGAACAAGCUACCUUUGAAGCGGCUGAACCGGGAGCAGAUAACAAGGUGGAUCCAACUGUUUCAGGGCAGACGUUCUCUGGUGAAGCAGUGAGGGAGGAAUCUAGGAAUGAGUGGGGCUGCAUUUCCAUCUCCAGCUGCUGAGAUGGCAGAAAUUAAUCGCCUUCAGUAUGAAAUGGAAUACACUGAAGGAAUCAGUCAGCGCAUGAGGGUCCCGGAGAAACUCAAAGUAGCUCCUCCAAAUGCUGACCUUGAGAAGGGCAUCCAAGAAGGAUUUCCAAAUGCCAGUGUAACUAUGCAGGUUCCGGAGCGGAUUGUAGUGGCAGGUAACAGUGAAGACAUUCCAUUUUCCAGACCACCAGACCUUGACCUUCUUCAGUCUACUCCAUUCAAACCACUGGCAUUGAAAACUCCUCCCCGUGUUAUUUCUCUUAGUGAUCGACCACUAGAUUUUUUGGACCUGGAAAGACCUCCACAGCAGACACCUCAAAAUGAAGAGGUCCGCUCAGUGGGAAGACUGAAGAGAGAACGCUCUAUGAGUGAAAAUGCUGCUCGGCAGAACGGCCAGCUGGCCCGAAAUGAUUCCAUGUUGAACAGAUCAGAUACUGUCCCAAGAAAUAAAAUGCCACGGUUCCAGUCACCUCUUUCAACUAAGGAUUGCACUGUGACACCAUCACUGCAACAGGCUCGUGUCUGUCCUCCCAAUAUGUUACCUGAAGAUGGAUCUAGUCUUUACUCUGCUCGUGGCAUUUUGUCGUUUAUCCAGUCUUCCACUCGUAGGGCUUACCAGCAGGUCUUGGAUGUGCUGGAUGAAAAUCGCAGGCCAGUGUUACGUGGUGGGUCAGCUGCUACCACUUCCUCUAACCCUCAUCAUGACAGCACCAGAUAUGGUCUUUCCAAUUUGGAUACUGCGCUUGAGGGAACACCAGAUGACAUGACAGCUGUGGAUGCUGCCUCCUUGAGAAGACAGAUAAUCAAACUUAAUCGCCGUCUACAACUUCUGGAAGAAGAAAAUAAAGAGCGUGCUAAAAGAGAAAUGAUCAUGUACUCGAUUACUGUAGCUUUCUGGUUACUCAAUAGCUGGCUUUGGUUUCGGCGCUAGACCCAGCUCUCCAAAGGAUUUAAUAAUUGGAGAUAUAAAAACUUUGCAAAAUUCUUUGGUUUUGUUUCUGUUUCUGAGUUGUAUGCUGUUUUAUAAUUCAUACACUGGAAAUUUCACUGCAGAAAAAGGCAACAGAACUGCAUUGUUAAAGGGACACUUUGUUAUUCAGUUACACUAUAUUUAAGAUUUGCAUUGCAGAUACUUGCAAUAUCCUCCCUUUGCAUGCUUCAGUGUAAAUAUGGAUCAGAUGAUUUAAAAAUGAAAUCUGCUUCUUGCAAUGUAAGGACAGUGACCUGCAGAAAUAAUCACUGAAUGUUUUGUUGUGGGAAGAGAACAAAGGGAAUGGGUUUGGAAGAAGGAUUAAAAAAGAAUAAAAAUUGGUUUUUAUUGUUCUGUUGUUAGAGGCAGUUAAGCAUUAUUGCACUUGUUUUCUUUUAGACAGAUUAGUUACAGAGGUGUACCAUAUUCAAGGAGUUUGUCCUGUUUGAUGAGUAUGUUCCUUGUUUAAGCACAUGUUCAGGUCAAAUAAUAAAAGGUAUUCUUUGCUAACAUGCAGAUUGUCCAGAGGUGUAUAAUAUGUUUUUUUUUAUUUUAGCUUUAAUUUUGCAGAUGUUUUUCUACAAAAUACAUUUGUAAGCAAGUCAGUCUGUGAGUGAUUGAAAGAUUAUGGAGUACAAACUACCACUGUAGCAUAUUUAAUAAAACUCUCAAAACUAAA